Molecule: messenger RNA, 1041 nt
Organism: Pedinophyceae sp. YPF-701
Lineage: Eukaryota; Viridiplantae; Chlorophyta; Pedinophyceae
Source: the annotation of a GenBank genome assembly
AUGUCCGCGGACUACUACUUGGAGGACUCUCUUGCGGCCGAGAUCCUCGAGAUCAACGGCCGGAGGUACCGCGUCCAGUGCGAGGCGGACCUCGACCACCAAAGCAUCGCUGACGUCAGUCAGUAUCACAUUCGAGAGGACCCCCCGGGGCGGUGGAGCGGGCGCGUGUACGCCGACCCCGAGAUCAUGGGCCCGCUCAUCGGCACCGGCGGCAGCACGAAGCGCGCCCUGGAGUCCGAGACGGGCUGCACGCUGCGAAUCCCCCCCCGGGGGACUCCGCGCGACGACUCGGUGGUUGCCGUGCACGGAGACUCCCCCGAGGCCGUCGCGACCUGCCUCCGGCGCGUCGCUGCGACGAUCGAGCAGACCGUGCGCGCCAAGCGCACCAAGUACAACUAUUUCGUCUCGCUGCCGCUGCGCGGCGCUGUCGCCAAUGGCGCGCGCAGCCUGCGGGAGGCCGCCCUCGCGGACGCCGCGGGCGAGGGCGUGGAGGAGGCGGUGUUCGUGCAGCCGGAGCGCCUGCACGUCACCGUGCUGAUGCUGAAGCUGUACGGGGAGGACAAGCGGGCCGCGGCGGGCCGCGCGCUGGCGGCGGCGUGCGAGCGGAUCCGGCGCGCCGGGCCGCUGCGCGUGCGGAUCGGCGGACUCGAGAUCAUGGGCGGGGACCCGCCGGAGGCGGCGCACGUGGUGUACGCCGGCGUGCGGGACGCGGCGGGCGAGGGGGGGAGUGCGGGCAGCGGCGGGGGAGUCAAGCACGCGUGCGACGUGCUGGUCGAGGAGUUCGCGAAGGCGAAGCUGAAGUAUCCUGGGGCCCCGCCGCUGAAGCUGCACGCGACGGUGCUGAACAGCAAGUACAGGGGGUCGGACGGCGGGGGCGCGUCAGGGCGCGCAAAACCGUGCGACGUGCGCGGGCUGCUGGAGCGGCACGGGGCGGUCGAGCUCGGGGAGUGCGAGCUUGCGGAGGCGCACGUGAGCGAGCGCGGCAGGACGGACGCGGAGAGUGGUUACUACGCGUGCUUGCACCGCGAGCCGCUGUCGUGA